Pelecanus crispus (Dalmatian pelican) is the source of this 827-nucleotide messenger RNA. Its product is annotated as olfactory receptor 2A2-like. Gene Ontology annotation, biological process: G protein-coupled receptor signaling pathway. Gene Ontology annotation, cellular component: membrane. The record is from RefSeq and is a predicted model, not a curated record. Gene Ontology annotation, molecular function: G protein-coupled receptor activity; olfactory receptor activity. Lineage: Eukaryota; Metazoa; Chordata; Aves; Pelecaniformes; Pelecanidae.
AUCCCUGUGGUCACAGUUUGUGCUGUCUCACCUCCAGCACAGCAUGCAGAAUGAAAUGUCUGUCACAGAAUUCAUCCUCCUGGGGUUCUCCAGCAACCCAGCUCUGCGGCACUGCCUCUUUGGCAUUUUCUCUGUCCUCUACUCUGCCACUCUGAUGGGAAACACACUUGUCUUUGUGCUUAUCUGCCUGGACUACCGCCUCCACAGCCCCAGGUACUUCUUCUUCUGCUACCUCUCCAUCAUGGACAUCUGCUACGCCUCCAACAAUGUCCAUAUGCUGAGGAACCUCCUUGGACAAGGCAGAAUCAUCUCCUUUGCUGGGUGUGGGACAUAGAUACGUCUUUAUUUAAUUUUUGCACUUACACAGUGUGUACUGCUGGCCGUGACGUCUUACAAUCACUUUGUGGCAAUCUGCCAUCCCUUCUGCUAUGCUGUUAUCAUGAACUGGAGGGUGUGCCUCACCCUUAAUGCAGUUUCAUGGGCUUUUGGGUUCCUAUUUGGCACACUACAAGCCUCUCUGGCUUUACACCUGCCUUUCUGCAGCCCCUGCGAGGUUGACCACUUCUUCAGUGAAAUCCUUGCUGUCUUAAAGCUGGCCUGCAUUGACACUACUGCCAAUAAAGUCCUGAUCUUUGCUGUUUGUGUGUGCUUCCUCGUCUUUGCUUUAGCCUUAAUCCUAACUUCCUACCUACACAUCCUGUCCACCAUUCUGCACAUCAGCUCUGCGGCAGGAUGGAACAAAACCUUCUCCACCUGUGGCUUCCACCUGACAGUGGUGGGUCUGUUUUAUGGAAAUGCCAUCUUCAUGUACAUGGGGCCUGGGAGUG